This is a messenger RNA of Beta vulgaris subsp. vulgaris (sugar beet), 2067 nucleotides long. RefSeq names its product mitochondrial phosphate carrier protein 3, mitochondrial. Lineage: Eukaryota; Viridiplantae; Streptophyta; Magnoliopsida; Caryophyllales; Amaranthaceae. The record is from RefSeq and is a predicted model, not a curated record. Gene Ontology annotation, cellular component: mitochondrial inner membrane. Gene Ontology annotation, molecular function: phosphate transmembrane transporter activity. The transcript has 6 exons. The coding region runs from base 815 to 1864 and encodes 349 amino acids. Gene Ontology annotation, biological process: mitochondrial phosphate ion transmembrane transport.
AAGGUCUACAUCAAUGGUGUGGUAUAAGGAUAGGAGUUAGCUCAAGUGGGUGGAGCGCUCCUCCUUGGCCCUUGAGGUCAGGGGUUCAAUCCUUACCCCCAGCAUUAUGUUGCGGCAUUUCUUUAGCAUGCUAUGCAUGCUUUACCAGCUAAUGUAUUGGUGCUUUCUAAAAAAAAAAAAUAAUCAAUGGGGUGGUACUUAACAAAAGUCAAAAUUCGUUCUCAAAAUUGGUUAUAAUAAAAGUAGGGAUAACAAAAAAGAAAAAAAAAACAGAGCUGAGUAUCUUUUAAAAUUUUAUUAAAAGAAACAUUACUAUAAAUUAGCAGCCUUACUUUGUUCUCUAGAUACAACGUAAUGAUACUGUAGUGCGGAAUAUUCGAAAUCCAAUUUAUCACUGUAUAUGUACAAGAACAACAUUCUGUUUCUAUAGGAGCCAAGCUUGACACUUUCUGGAAAAGUUUGACUCACUUUCUUGAGUCAUCUUCAGCAUGCAGGGCAACUUCUGUUUAAUUAACAUUAGUUUUCCCAUUUUCUUGGUUACUCACAACAAUUACAUUUCGACCAAGUGUCAACAAAUACGUCGCUGAUGCCUAUGUAACAGUUUCCCAUUCGCUUGGUCAACACGCUUAUGUUUACAAUUAAAGUAACGAAGAUAUUUCCCCCCCAUGAACUAAGGAAUAAUUCUACAAAGUGUUCUAACUGUUGCAAAUACGAACUCCACUUUGAUUUUUCUACUCAUGUAGAAGUAUAUAUGGACUGCUGGCCUCUAUCAUUUGAUUGUUGAUUCAUUCUCAUUUCCAAGUUCUAAUCUUGAAUGAUGUCGUCGACCUCUGAGAACUACUCUCGCCGGUCCUCUCCGAUCCCAUCCUUCCUAUACUCGUCCUCGUCCUCGUUAACAAUUGAUCAAGCAGUGUCAAACAAUAGUAGUGCAAUAACGGUAGGAGCUCCAAGUGAGAAGAUGAAGAUGUAUUCACCAAGUUUCUAUGCAGCUUGUACUGCUGGUGGAAUGCUUAGUUGUGGUCUUACUCAUACUGCUGUCACCCCUAUGGAUCUCGUUAAGUGCAACAUGCAGAUUGAUCCAGCAAAAUAUAAGAACAUAACCUCUGGGUUUGGAAUCCUCAUGAAAGAGCAAGGCUUUAAGGGGUUGUUUAAGGGUUGGGCUCCAACCUUUUUUGGUUACAGUGCUCAAGGAGCUUUCAAAAUGGGAGGUUAUGAGUUCUUCAAGAAGUACUAUUCUGAUAUGGUGGGUCCUGAGUAUGCAUCGAAAUACAAAACCUUGAUAUACUUAGCUGGCUCUGCAUCUGCAGAGGUGAUUGCUGAUGUUGCCCUAUGCCCAUUCGAAGCUGUUAAAGUUCGUGUGCAGACUCAACCUGGCUUUGCUCGAGGUCUGUCUGACGGCCUCCCUAAGAUUGUCAAGUCUGAAGGUGUUAUGGGAUUGUACAAAGGACAAGUUCCUCUUUGGGGGCGUCAGAUACCAUAUACAAUGAUGAAGUUUGCAUCAUUUGAGACAAUUGUGGAGCUUUUAUACAAACAUGCCAUUCCAACACCUAAAGAUCAGUGUAGCAAGACAUUCCAACUUGGUGUUAGCUUUGCUGGUGGAUAUGUUGCUGGAGUAUUUUGUGCUGUUGUAUCACACCCUGCUGACAACUUGGUUUCUUUUCUUAACAAUGCUAAGGGUGCCUCUGUUGCUGAUGCUGUGAAGAAGUUAGGAGUAUGGGGUUUAUUUACGCGUGGUCUUCCUCUUCGUAUAGUCAUGAUUGGAACUCUUACUGGUGCUCAAUGGGGCAUCUAUGAUGCUUUCAAAGUGUUUGUUGGCCUGCCAACUACAGGUGGAGUCUCUCCUGCUAUUGAGGCUGAAAAAUGAAGUAGUGUUUGGCAGCAUGAUAUGGAACAAAAUAUUGGAAUCAAGAUUCUUAGCCACAAAUCAUAUGAUUAUUUUCCAUCUUUGAGAUGGGGUUAUCAUGACCCAUUUAUCUAUAUAGAUUGUAGAAUAGAGCUAAUAAUUUUUGGAAAAUUGGGAUGAUUCUCGGUUUUCAAUUGUUAGUAUAUAUAAAGGCAUUACUAUUA